Molecule: messenger RNA, 1922 nt
Organism: Bactrocera tryoni
Lineage: Eukaryota; Metazoa; Arthropoda; Insecta; Diptera; Tephritidae
Product: fatty-acid amide hydrolase 2
Exons: 1
Coding region: 249-1814 (521 amino acids)
Source: RefSeq, a predicted model, not a curated record
AGUAUCAUUCAUACUUAUUGACCAUAGUGAAACCAGGUGAAACCAGCCAAUUAAGUUGAAUGGAGCUUCACAUAAAAAAGUGCCAACGCAUUUUCACACACAGUUUUUUACCUGCCUGCAAUAUCUGUUAAUGAAUAGAUGCAUAUACAUAAGUUAAUGAAUAGAUGCAUAAUUACGCUGUGGUUCGUUAAAAAUUCAAUAGAUUAAGUUUCUCGCAAAUUUGCAUUUCAUCUUUAAUCACGACAACGAUGAGUGUUCCAAGAAAGUCGACCCUCUCUACACUUAUACAAUUGUUGCAUAUUAUUUUGGACAAAAUUUUGGAAUUUAUACUUGGGUGGAUUCUGGGUGUUAAGCGACAUGUAUCAGCACCACAAAAUAAGGAUUACGAAGAACUACUAUCGUCCAGUGCAGUGAAGCUUGCAGGCCUUAUAAGGGAACGAAAAUUACAAUCUUAUGAUCUAGUUAAAGCUUAUUAUGAGAAUUUACUUGUUGUAAAUCGUGAUAUAAAUGCUGUUGUUGACGGUCCAUUUAUAGAAGCAAUUGAGGAAGCCAAGUUGAUUGAUGAACGUUUUAAAAAUGGCGAUAUUACCGUCGAGGAGCUAAAAAAAAAACCAUUUCUUGGAGUACCGUUUACUACAAAAGACAGCACUGAGGUAGAAGGCAAACUACAUACACUCGGUUUGGUAUCACGGCGAAAUGAACGUGGUUCAAAGGAUGCCGAAUGUGUGCGGUUAAUGAAAGAAGCUGGAGCUAUAUUUUUGGCAACUUCAAAUGUACCAGAAGUUAAUAAAUGGAUUGAGACCCGCAAUAUGUUGAUCGGUCAAACUAAAAAUCCAUAUGACUACAGACGCUCGGUUGGUGGUUCUUCGGGUGGGGAAGCUGCUUUAAUCAGUGCUUGUUGUACCGCAUUUGGAUUGGGCACAGAUAUUGGUGGCAGCAUUCGUAUACCAGCAUUCAACUGUGGAAUAUUCGGCCAUAAACCCACCAAAGGUGUAGUCAAUAUGCGUGGAUGUACAUUUCGAAGUGGAGAUGAAGAAAGCACAAUGGUUGCCGCAGGACCAAUGGCUCGGUAUGCUGACGACUUACUUGAAUUAAUGAAAGUAUUAACUGGUCAAAAAAUGCUUAAGGAACUGCAAUUAGAAGAAUCAAUAAAUUUAAAAAGUUUGCAAUAUUUUUACGUACCAUGUAAUAACAUGAUACAAUGUAAUCCCAUUGGAAACGACGAACAAAAUCUCAUGAAGAAAGUUUGCGAACAUUUCACAAAUUUAUCAGGCUCCGAUGUUAAAUUAGCUACAUUGCCGCAUCUAGAAAUGACCGGAAAAAUGUGGCGAUACUGGAUGACACAAGAGCCAGCAAACUUCAACAAAUUGCUGGGUAAUGGAGAGACACUUAAUCCAUUUAUCGAAUUAUUCAAAAAACUAUUUGGGCGGAGUGACUUUACAAUGGCAGCGAUCUAUUCCUUAUUAGAUGCUUUAUUGCCACCAGAAAAUGAACAUAAAAUACGGGAGGCAACAAGGAUCUGUAAAGAAGCACUAGAUGACCUACUCAGGGAUAAUGGUGUAUUAUUCUUCCACAGCUCACCGCGCACCGCUCCAUUCCAUUAUUAUCCUUUAGUUAAAUUCACCGAUUUUAGUUACUUUAGUAUAUUUAACGUUUUACGUGUACCAGUAACUCAAGUACCAAUGGGUUUGGAUUCAAGAGGCAUGCCUAUGGGUAUCCAAGUUGUGGCUUCAGAAAUGAAUGAUCGAUUAUGCUUACAUGUCGCCAAGGAGUUGGAGAGAAAAUUUGGAGGGUGGGUGAAACCAUACAAAUAAAUACAAUAUUUCUAAAUGUUGUCCAAGUGUACUUUUUACUGUGUGACCACUGAAGUUAACUUCACUUUGAAACAAAGUAAAUAAAAUAUAUCCUUUUAUAGGCUAAAA